Messenger RNA from Macrosiphum euphorbiae (potato aphid), 1344 nucleotides. The record is from the annotation of a GenBank genome assembly. Lineage: Eukaryota; Metazoa; Arthropoda; Insecta; Hemiptera; Aphididae.
AUGGAAAACGUCCAGCAAAGUUCCAACGGAUCUAGUUUCAACGAUUACAAUGAUAUCAAUUUGACCAUACGGAUUCUAUUUCACGGCAGAGAAGUAGGAAAUGUGAUUGGUAAAGGAGGUGAAACUGUAAAAAAUAUAAGAGACCAGUCUGGUGCGAGAGUUUUAAUCUCUGAUGGUUCAACUCCAGAACGUAUUGUGACAAUUACUGGAACUACAAAUGCAAUUUGUAAAGCUACUGAACUUAUUGGACUAAAAGUCGAAGAAUUUUUUGAGAGACAGAAUGGCGACUGGAAUGGCCCAAAAGCACCUUUGACUUUUAAACUAAUUGUACCAGCAUCUCAAUGUGGUUUCAUAAUUGGUAAAGGUGGAUGUAAAAUAAAAGAAAUUAGAGAAUCAAGUGGAGCUGCCAUACAAGUAGCAUCAGACAUGUUACCCAAUUCAACUGAACGUCUAGUUUCAAUCACUGGUACUACGGGAACAAUAUCUCAAUGUGUUUAUCAAGUGUGCAAUGUACUAUUAGAUUCGCCACCACGUAGUGCAACAAUCCCUUAUGAUCCUCGUAGCAAAACUUCAGGAUUUGCUAGUAGUGCAGUUGGUAAUGAUUUUGGAAGACAACGCACUAAUCCUUUGGCCAGUCUUGCAGCUCUUGGGUUAGGAACUGCAUCUACUGGAGGUAUCAAUCCUGCUGCCUUAGCUGCAUUGGCUGGAAGUCAGUUGAGAACAGGUAAUCGUCAAAACCGAAAUGGUGGUGGGGAACAUAAAAAUCAAAAUUCUAAUUCAAACACUGAGACAAUAUCUAUGACUGUACCUAAUGAUUUAAUUGGAUGUGUCAUUGGCAGAAGAGGGAGUAAAAUCGCAGAAAUAAGACAAAUAAGUGGUGCUUUAGUGCAUAUAGCUAAAGGUGAAGGAACUCAUGAAAAUGGUGAAAAUGAAGAUCGACAUAUUACAAUUACAGGAAACAAAGAUUCUAUUUCAGUUGCCAAGUACUUAAUUGAAAUGAGCGUGGAACUGCAGAAAGCCAAUCUUGAGGGGGCAAACUCAUCCUCUAGUCCUGACGAUGGGUCCAGCUCAACCUUGCCCACUCCUCCAACAGUGGCCGCAUCUCCUUUGUCGUCCGCCAUCCCAUUGGCUCAACUAUUUGCCAAGCCGGGUGCCAUUAAUGCCCUAUCCAGCUUAUCUGCUCUUGGCGGCCUAACCGACCUCUUGGGAGCCUUAUCUGGCGCCAAUCAAUCCCCUCCGAUACAGACCACGGGUGUCCAUCGCCCGAAAAAUUAUUUCCAGAGAAACCGCAGUCCUUCCGGCGAAAAAACCAAAGCGGACAGGACCAAGUUUGCUCCUUACUGA